AUGGUUUACAGCCUGAAUGGCAUCCAACUACAAGAAGUGGACGCGCAGAAAGAUUUGAGAGUGUGUAUCUCUAUGCCUCCUAAGCCCUCACUGCAUUGCGCAAAAGAAGCCAAGUAUGCGAUGCCCGUACUGUAUCUUGUGAAGAGGGCUUUCUGUGUCUUCGAUAAAGACUGCUUUGCCAAGGUCUUUGGAACAUUUUUGCGGCCGAAACUGGCGUUCGCCAUCCAAGCAUUGAAACCCUGGACCGCAAAAGACCUAAAUUCCCUCGAGAAGGUCCGAAGGCGCGCGACCAAACUGGUGACCGGUCAGGGCUGA
This is a messenger RNA of Dibothriocephalus latus, 315 nucleotides long. Lineage: Eukaryota; Metazoa; Platyhelminthes; Cestoda; Diphyllobothriidea; Diphyllobothriidae. The record is from the annotation of a GenBank genome assembly.